Molecule: messenger RNA, 4822 nt
Organism: Myotis lucifugus (little brown bat)
Lineage: Eukaryota; Metazoa; Chordata; Mammalia; Chiroptera; Vespertilionidae
Gene: CFAP97
Product: cilia and flagella associated protein 97
Exons: 5
Coding region: 386-1960 (524 amino acids)
Biological process (GO): spermatogenesis
Source: RefSeq, a predicted model, not a curated record
UCGGGGUGGCGUGGGAGUCGGGGUCAGCCCUGGAACCGGGCUCAGGUCACCGGCGCCCACCUCCGCGGACUUGAACCUGGACCCUGAGGCGUGAGGCCGUCCGUUACCUUCGGGCACCUCGCGGGGUCGGGCGGGAGUGCUGAACGGAGCCCCGGUUCCUGAACACGGGUGUUUGCUUGUUUUUUUCGGGCCUAGAUUGUCGUGUAUCCAAUCGGUUACCUUUGGGCCAUAUUGUAUAUCUGACUACAGAAACCUAAUGUCACAGUAACAAAAUGACAGUUUGAAAAAUGCCAGGAUCUGAUGUGUGUUUUCCUGAUAACCCUUGAAAGCGUUAGUAUCUCACUGCACACCGGAGGGGCUGUGCCCACGAUAUAUAUUUGCUAUUAUGGAUCGUUUCAGAGAUAUAUCAGAAGAUGAAGUGGACCAUUCUUUCUUUGACAGUGACUUUGAAGAAGCAAAGAAAAGUGAAAGUAACUCAGUUUUUGGCAAGCAAAAUGAUUGCCCUAAAGAGAGAAUAGACAAAGAUACAGUAAAUGUAAACUCGAAAUUUGGAAUGCAGAGAAAAGAAAAUGAUCUUGCUGAGAAAGGAAAUGAAAGAAAAGAGAAAAGUCCUUCAGAAGAACACCCUAUAGAAAAUGAUAAUGCACAAACCAGAAAUUCUUUAUCAUUGACAACUUCUUCAAGAUCAGAAAAACUGUGUGAUGCUACAAUAGGACAUAAAAUACACUUGACCAUUCCAAAUAGAAUUCCCAAAAUGGUAAAAGAAGGUGAAAAUGAUUAUUAUACAGAUGGAGAGGAAAGCAGUGAUGAUGGGAAAAAACAUUAUGUCCGGUCCAAGUCAGCUAAACCAUCUAGUAAUAUCAAAAAAGGCAUAAGUAAAAAGUAUUCCAAAAGUAGUUCCUCUUCCUCUUUGUCCUCCUCAUCUUCAAGUUCAGAUACAGAUUGUUCAACUGCAGAGUCUGAUAAUUGUACACCUGAAUCAUCUCCAUCAUUAAAGAAACAUCUCUCUGGUAUAACCCACUUGUCACCAAAACAGAAAUGUAAACCAGGAAAAAAAUCAGCAGGAACACAGCCUACAAGUACUAAAUCAAAAGUCGGUGACUACACUGAGGAAUCUGAAGACACUGUGACAGAUGUCACUCCUUUAUCGACGCCAGACAUCAGCCCUGUUCAGUCUUUUGAACUGGGCACAUCAAACCAUCAAAAAGUAAAAGUUAAAAGACAAGAAAAUGUGAGUCAAGAAGUGUAUGGAAAUGUUGAGGAUUUUAAAAAUAAUUUGAAAUCAGCCAAAAAAGGGAAAGAAAAACAUGGAGUAGAUCUCACCUCGAAGUCUUCAGUGUUAGAUUCCAAUUUAGACCGUAGACAUAAACAAAAAGCCAUACAUGACACAAUGGAUCUGAAUCAACUCUUGAAAGCUUUUCUGGAAUUGGAUAAAAAGAGACCAGAGAAACAUCACUUAGAUCAGCCUUCAGCAGCACCUAGGAGAAACUACUCUUUCACAAGAGAGGAGGUGAGACAGAUUGAUCGGGAAAAUCAGAGGCUUUUGAAAGAACUGUCAAGACAGGCUGAAAAACCAGGAAGCAAAAAUAUGAUUCCUAGAAGAUAUAGUCAUCCCCCUAAGUUAUAUCACAGUGCUGUCAACAGACAGAAAGAACAACAAAGGAUUGAAAGAGAAAAUUUGGCUUUAUUGAAGAGACUUGAAGCCGUGAAACCAACAGUUGGCAUGAAACGGUCAGAACAGCUAAUGGACUAUCAUCGCAAUAUGGGUUAUCUCAACUCAUCACCAUCCUUAAGACGAGCAAGAUCGACUCUCAGCCAGUAUAGCUCAUUAAGAGGCGCUUCCAGGACAUCUAGUGCUACCAGUGGUCUCAGUUGUAAGAGUGAGGGAGCAGUUUUUGACAAAUCCAGUGGCCUGUUGCUAAGACCUAAGCCCCCUAAUGUUCGUACAGCUUGGUUAUAAAAACUUUUUACUUUAAACAUUGUUCACCCAAUUCUUAUUGAAAUGCUCUUGUACAUUACUAUAAUUCUCUUUGUAAACAUCUCUAAUAACUGUUUUAAGAAUUUUAAGUUGUACAACAGCAAAUUGUAAUUUAUUGUACUUCAAUGCAAAAUUGUUUUCAAAAAAGGCAAUUUAAUGUAAAGUCAGUGUUUCCUGUGAGGGUGUAUUUAUAUGAGAUGUAUAUGUAUUUAAUAGGUAAAUGCAUGUAUAUUGUCUUAGCAUAGAGAUCAGUUCAGCUCUCAUGCUGAUAAAACAGUUGUAUUACUGCACGUUGGCACUGAGAUGUUAACUAUGUACAUCUCAUUUUAUUUUUAUUUUCACCUCUUAUAAGCUUUAAACCAUGAACAUUACUCCUCAACUUGACUGGCUUUGUUUUCUGUUUGCUUUAGGACUUAAGUGGUAUGAUUCAUAACUUAAUUGUAACACUUUCUUAUUAAUGGAACAAAUCUUGAAAUUCGUUUUCAUUGUUGGACCUAAUUUACUGGGGCAGUCCUUAUGAUUCGCCAGAGGUAUCUUCUACCUCUGUGUAAGUGUGCUGAGUUACACCUUAACAUUUCAUCAGCCAUUCCAAACCAUUUCAAAUUGUGAGUAUUAGGAAAUUCCACUUAGAAGCUCCUCUUUCAUGUUGUUGUACAUUCAGGUAAAGUACUAUUAAUGAUGCUGAAAAAUAAGGUAGGCUUGCAAGCUACAGUCUACUUACAUUGUGAAUAGUUUGUCCAAGGACCAGAUCAUCAUAAGCAAAAGCGAGUAUUUUUUGAAUCAGCAAAAUAGCACCAGUCUCAAGAAGUAGAUCUGAGUUGUAUCAGAACAGUGUUUCAAAUGAUACUGUUAACAAGCUGUGUUACAUUUAGUAUUUAUUAUAUUAAGAGAAGAGAAAAGAAAGAAAUGCAUUGUCUCGCAGCCUUAGAACUUACAGGUAGUGGUUUUAAGGGUUGAAAAAGAAAACUAAAAUAUAAGCGAUAAAGGGGGGGAGAAUCAUAUAUUUAUUGAGACUAUUUUAUGUCUGCUAAUUUGCUUGUUUUGUUUCAAUCUGUAGGCUCUUAAAGUAUAUCUCAGUCAUGGUUGUGCCUGCUGUUCUAGUUAUCAUUGUCUUUCAUUACUGGCCUCUUUAGUAUGUCCUUAGAAUGUUGGAAAAUUUCCAUAUUAAAUGCCAAACCUUUCUUUUUCUAAUAUGCAUUUGUGAUCUGUAACCACAAUAAGAAUAUUUGUAUUUUUCUGGGUUAACUCAAGCUCUGUAGCAUGUAUGCAGAAAGCCAAACUGCAUUUUACUGAACAUCAAUUCCGAAUUUCUUGGUCUUAGUUUGUGUUCAUCGAUUUUGUUUAAGGUAGGGCAUGUGAGGCGUGGGAACAGUAGGGCUAAAGUAAUUCAUGUGAACACAGCCUGACUGUCAGAUAGUUCUUCUUUCUUUGGGCUACAGUUCCUUCACUGUUGUUUGAAGCUCUGUUCUGGUGAACAGGUUUUUACAUCAUUUGGUACUGCUUUACAUAUAAAAUUUAGCUAUACUAAUGCAAGGUUUUAGUUUUUAGCUUACUGUACUUCUCAUGUUUGUAUAACAACCUAUCUUUAAGGAGAGAUAAGGUAACGUUGAAUUUAAAACUCGGCAUUUGAACAUCAGUCCAAUAGUGAUUAGCCAGUAUUUUUUAAUUGAUUUUUACAUUGUUAGAAAAAAUAUAUGUCAAACCUUUUAAUGUUCAUAAUGACAGUCUCUAGGAACAUUUAUAUGGUCCUUGCCAUAUUUUAGGUACAACACAUAAUUUCAUAGAUAAAGCAGUACUUUGAUUUUUAGAUACUAAAUUAAUGCCUUUAUUUGUACUGCUUUGACAGGGAGGUGCUUCUAAAUGUAACUGAUAACAGGGAUUCAAAGUAAAAGUCAGGAAGAAAAACAAUAUUUGUUUUUUUAAAACAAUUUAUAAUACUGUUGUCAUGAUUACUUAUAUAUGAUAAGUGUAAAUAGAAGGCUAGGAAUUGAAAAAUGUGAUAUUCUUCAAGGUACUUUGAAGUUAUGGUUUAAGAGGCAUUUUUUAUGAAGGGCUCGUAAUUAUACUGUAUUCAUUUUCAAGAACAUAAAAAGUGAAGGAUCACCUAGUACUACUUUAUAUUUGGUUCACUGGUACCUUGCUGUUUAUACUUUGAAGAUUUACUUCUGCAAAAUUACACUAACCCAAAAUCUAAAUUAUUAGGCAAGAUUCUUAUUGAGUGUUAUUUUCAUAUCUGUCAAAUGCUAAACUAAUAUUGCCUCUUUUCCAUAAGAUUCUGUGAAAGAUUUUGAACAAUUAAAAUUAUUUCCUAAGAAAUAUCUAUUAUCUUGGGCUUUCCCUACUUCCUUUUUUCACUAUCCAUUAAAAGCCACUUUCUUAGCUACUACUACAAAUAAAAUGUUCUGGUUUGCUUAUAAACAUAGUGUAAUGCAGUUGUUUUCAACCAUUAACCCAAAUGUCCAAAAUGCUUAUCUAGACAACUUUAAAAAGAGGUCAUUGUGAGGGAUAUGAGUGUGUGUGUCCCAUCUUCAGACUCAAGUACUGCACACUGUGAAAAGUAUUAUGACCAAUAUAAUGCCGAAGAUACAAGUUUAAUUAUUAUAUUUUGAUAAUUCAUAAAAUGUUUAAUAUCUUAAAUGCCAAAGUCUUUACCUAUAAAUGAUUAUAUACCAGCCUAGAAAAUGUGCUUAAUGAUAAUGACUUUAUUUUCAUGCAUAAAGGUCAGUAAGAAAUUGAAAAAUCAAUAUCCUUUAAAAAUUUUUCAGUCCAUUGUAAUGUAUUUUGGUCAUGAAGAACUAGCUUGGCAUAGUGAAGAAAGAAAUAAAAGAAGUAAAUCUGAGUUUU